CCAUACCUGGUUCAUAGUCUGUGCUAUUCGCCAUUUUGUUUGAAAAUACUUGCUUGCCGAUGCUGCUGCUUGUGUUCUGUCAAGCGAGGCUAUAGAGAAUGGGAAAUCUGCGUUUAAUUCCGAGACUGAUAUUAAUAUUGUGGAAAUGAAGUGAACAUGAUUGAUACAAAAAACUAAAGUACUAAUCGGCGUAACCUAACAGUUGCCACAAAAUUAUUUUUCACACCUAGUUGUUAAUAGAAUUCCUUUGGUAAUUAAUUGACAAUAUUUUCUUACAUCGUGUCAAGUGUUUUAAUUUAACAAACGCGCGGUAUGAGUUCAAGACAUCGUGACCGUAGCCGUUCAAGAUCUCGCGACCGCGAGAGGGACAGGCACAAGGAGAGAGAUCGUGAUAAGAACAGGGAUCGAGAUCGUGAUAAGGAAAGGGAGCGGGACCGAGACCGGGACAGGGACCGGGACCGCGACCGCGACCGUGAUCGGGACCGGGACCGCGACCGGGACCGUGACAGGGACAGGGACCGUGAUCGGGACCGCCAUCGCUCCAAGAGGGACAAGGAGCGAGAGCGCAGCCGCAGCCGCGACCGGCAUAAGGAGAAGCGCCGCAGUCGCAGCCGCUCGCGCUCCCGGAGCCGCAGCCGCAGUCGCAAGUCUAAGGACAGGGACGGCACCAUCGCGCUGCUGGACCAGAUGGUGGGCACCACCACCAAGGCCACGGCGCGGCAGGUGAGCAGCAACGGCGCGCUCAACCCCGCCGCGCACGCCGCCAUCCUCGCCGCCGCCGCCGUCGCGCAGACGUUUGUGGCGCAGCGGCGCAUGGCGGCGCCCGUGCAGCCCGCCGCCGCCGCCGCCGCCGCGCUGUCGGCCGCCACCGCCAUCCCGCCGCCCACCUCCGUGCAGCAGAAGCUGGAGCUGCUGCAGGCGCGCUCCGACUCGCGCUACCGCCCCGAGCGCCACCACGACUACCAUCCCGACGACGACCACGACGACGGCCUCGAGCUCGCAUACAUUGUCGAUCGCUCACCAAUACCGUGGCGUGGCGCAGGCCCGGCGGGCGAGACGGCGGCGGAGCGGCGGGCGCGGCGGCGCCGCACGCGCUGGAUGGGCUCGGAGCACGACAAGACCUUCAUCCCCGGCCUGCCCACCGUGCUGCCGUCCACGCUCACGCGCGACCAGGAGGAGCAGUACCUGCUGCAGCUGCAGAUCGAGGAGGUGUCGCGCAAGCUGCGCUCGGGCGACCUCGGCAUCCCCGCCAACAUCGACGAGAGGUCGCCGUCGCCCGAGCCCAUCUACUCCACGGACGGCAAGCGCCUCAACACGCGCGAGUACCGCACGCGCCGCAAGCUGGAGGAGGAGCGGCACCGCCUCGUCACGCGCAUGCACCAGAUCAACCCCGACUUCAAGCCGCCGCCUGACUACAAGCCGCCCAUCAUCCGCGUGCACGACAAGGUGAUGAUCCCGCAGGAGGAGCACCCCGACAUCAACUUCGUGGGGCUGCUCAUCGGCCCGCGCGGAAACACGCUCAAAGCGAUGGAGAAGGAGACGGGCGCUAAGAUCAUCAUCCGCGGCAAGGGCUCGGUGAAGGAGGGCAAGGUGGGCCGCAAGGACGGCCAGCCGCUGCCGGGCGAGGACGAGCCGCUGCACGCCUACAUCACCGCCACCAACGCCGACUGCGUCAAGAAGGCCGUCGAGAAGAUCAAGGAGGUGAUCCGGCAGGGCGUGGAGGUGCCGGAGGGACAGAACGACCUGCGCCGCAUGCAGCUGCGCGAGCUGGCGCAGCUCAACGGCACUCUGCGCGAGAACGACGCCGUGCGCUGCGCCAACUGCUCCGCCACCGACCACAAGACCUGGCUCUGCCCCGACAAGCCCAACGUGACCAACAGCAUCGUGUGCUCGUCGUGCGGCGGCGCGGGCCACAUCGCGCGCGACUGCCGCGCCAAGCGCCCCGGCCAGGCCGCGCUGCACAACGCGCCCAACAAGGCUAAGAUCGACGAGGAGUACAUGUCGCUGAUGGCGGAGCUGGGCGAGGCGGCGCCGGGCGGCGCGGCGCGGCGGCUGCCGGCGCUGUUCCCGCACGCGCCGCAGCAGCCCGCCCGCGCCAUCAUGCCGCCGCCGCCGCACCGCGAGCUGCCCGUGUCGCUGCUGCCGCCGCCCGGCGCCUUCCCGCCGCCGCCGCCGCCGCCCAGCACGCAGCCCGCGCCCUGGCUCGGAGGCGCGGGGGCGCAGCCGCCGGUGCCGGGCGGGCCGGCCGCCUACCCGCCGCCGCCGCCGCCCGCGCCGCUGCUGCCCGACGCCAAGCCGCCCGCGCCGCACCUGCCGCCGCCGCCGCCCGGCAUGAUGGGCAUGGGGUGGCGCGGCGGCUUCAACCCGCCGCCGUGGACGGCGCCGCCGCCGCCCGCCUUCCUGGCGCCGCCGCCGCCGCCGCCGCCCGUCUCCGGCGACUAGCGAGCCGCACACGCGCUAUCUACAGCGUAGAUGUUGACGAUGCAAUUAUUUUGAUCGACCAGAUUUAUUUAAUUUGUAAUAUAAUGAAAUUUAAUAAUUGAA
Messenger RNA from Helicoverpa armigera (cotton bollworm), 2544 nucleotides. RefSeq names its product splicing factor 1 (gene SF1). The record is from RefSeq and is a predicted model, not a curated record. The transcript has 15 exons. Gene Ontology annotation, biological process: regulation of mRNA splicing, via spliceosome. Gene Ontology annotation, cellular component: nucleus. Gene Ontology annotation, molecular function: zinc ion binding; mRNA binding. Bases 313 to 2442 code for a protein of 709 amino acids. NCBI's taxonomy places the organism in Eukaryota, Metazoa, Arthropoda, Insecta, Lepidoptera, Noctuidae.